Mangifera indica (mango) is the source of this 1163-nucleotide messenger RNA. RefSeq names its product BAG family molecular chaperone regulator 2-like. Gene Ontology annotation, cellular component: cytoplasm. Gene Ontology annotation, biological process: protein stabilization. NCBI's taxonomy places the organism in Eukaryota, Viridiplantae, Streptophyta, Magnoliopsida, Sapindales, Anacardiaceae. The transcript is spliced from 4 exons. Gene Ontology annotation, molecular function: protein-folding chaperone binding; adenyl-nucleotide exchange factor activity. The coding region runs from base 147 to 923 and encodes 258 amino acids. The record is from RefSeq and is a predicted model, not a curated record.
UUACCUUCUCUUUGUGUCGGCAGCAAAUUAAAAUACAACAAACUAUAUGUCCAUGGCCUGAGGUGAGUUUUCCCUCUCUUUCCCGAGAAAAUAUUUGAACCUUGUUUCUUUUUUUUGGGGGGGAAAGUUUGAGGAUAUUUUAUAUAAUGAACUUGAUGAAGCGAAGGGCCAAUGUGUAUGGUAAAAUGCAUAAGAGUUCUACGACGACGGCGUCGUCUACAACAAUAGAAAGAGAGAUUGACUGUGAAGUGAGGCCAGGAGGUAUGCUGGUCCAGAAGAGAAGCGAAAAACAGGAUGUUGCGGCACCGAAUUUUCGUCUUAGGAUUGCUUUUGGUGCUGCCCGGUACGAGAUCUCGGUGAAUUCUCAGGCGACUUUUGGAGAUGUGAAGAAGCUGUUAACGGCGGAGACAGGAUUACAGCCGGGUGAACAGAAGGUGAUUUUUCGAGGGAAAGAAAGAGAAAAUGGAGAGUACUUGGACACGUGCGGGGUCAAAGACCGAUCAAAAGUCAUACUGAUGGAGGAUCCAUCAAGCAUUGAGAGAAGAUUCAUUGAGAUGCGUCGAAAUGCAAAGAUUCAAAACGCUCAUCGUGCCAUCUCAAAUGUCUCCAUAGAGGUUGAUAAGCUGGCGGAUCAGGUUUCUGCCAUUGAAAACUCAGUCUCAAAUGGAAUAAAGGUACCAGAAGUUCAAAUCACAACAUUGAUUGAGAUGCUGAUGAGACAAGCUAUCAAGCUGGACAACAUUUCUGCAGACGGAGAGGCUUCUUCUCAGAAAAUUUCGCAGGGCAAGAGAGUGCAGAAGUGUGUUGAAAGUCUAGAUGUUGUGAAGAUAUCAAACGAAAAAGUAAAGCCAGUUAUUAUGACAACAAAAUGGGAGACAUUUGACCCUCCUCCGACCACACCUCCCUGGGAACUUUUUGAUUGAUACCGUUUUAUUUCACCCUUUACAUCUUUUUUCUCCCUGAAAAUUCAUUUUCAUGUCCAAUUGAUGAGCUCCAGAUAAACAUAUGAAAGAGCUCUCUCUCUCUCUAGAUAUUGUUAUUAUUAUUCUUGUAUUUGCACCCUUUGCUCAAGAAGCUAGCUUUGGUUACCCCACUACAUGUUAAUUCUGAAAUGUUCCUAUAAAGGUAGUUGCAAUGUAAGUGUUGAACCCUUUUAAGGUUAA